AGGGGAUUAAUAAGAGACUGCAGACAGUACAGGGGAUGACCAAGAGACUGCAGACAGUACAGGGGAUGACCAAGAGACUGCAGACAGUACAGGGGAUGACCAAGAGACUGCAGACACUACAGCGGAUGACCAAGAGACUGCAGAUAGUACAGCGGAUGACCAAGAGACUGCAGACAGUACAGCGGAUGACCAAGAGACUUCAGACAGUACAGGGGAUAACCAGAGACUGCAGACAGUACAGCGGAUGACCAAGAGACUGCAGACACUACAGCGGAUGACCAAGAGACUGCAGACAGUACAGGAGAUGACCAGAGACUGCAGACAGUACAGGGGAUGACCAAGAGACUGCGGACCUUUGGGGAGGGAGGGGGACUGCGGGAAUACCGGACCGGCCAGUCCAUA
This is a messenger RNA of Staurois parvus, 402 nucleotides long. NCBI's taxonomy places the organism in Eukaryota, Metazoa, Chordata, Amphibia, Anura, Ranidae. The record is from the annotation of a GenBank genome assembly.